Molecule: messenger RNA, 2633 nt
Organism: Erpetoichthys calabaricus (reedfish)
Lineage: Eukaryota; Metazoa; Chordata; Cladistia; Polypteriformes; Polypteridae
Gene: gtse1
Product: G-2 and S-phase expressed 1
Exons: 12
Coding region: 475-2520 (681 amino acids)
Cellular component (GO): microtubule cytoskeleton; cytoplasmic microtubule
Molecular function (GO): microtubule binding
Source: RefSeq, a predicted model, not a curated record
GAGGAUGCGCUUUUGUGUCACGUGUUUAUUUUAAACGACGUGCGGCAUAUAUUGCAUCCACCUUGUUUUGAAGAAAGAAGCAGCAACUUUGAACAAAAUAGUCACUUUAUUAAAAUUACUUAUUAAAAAAAAAAUCAACCGGUUUAAGAAAUACUUUAAUGAUACGUUUAUCGAGGAAAUACCUUAAUAAUAUUGGUGGAUACUGGCGAAGGCACUAGUGCUGCUUCUGCUUCUAGGUGUAAACGUUACUGUGUUCGCUUGUGUAACAUUUAACUCUGGGAAUCUUUCUUUAUUCUUGCACAUUUUUCGUUGUCUUGGCUGUUACUUGUAUGUGUUAUUUGUCGGCAAACUCUGCGUUACCAAGUGUUACAACCACGUGCCUCCGCAGUGAAGCUCUUAAACGUACAAAGUUAUUCGGGACUGCUGUACUGGCUUUCAGCUACAGGGUUCGGGAACUGCCAGUUAGGCAAAUCUAUGAUGAACAGAACAGACUCUGAAUUACCCCUUCUUUCCGAGGAGAAAUUUGAUUUUGAGCUUCCAUUAUCUCCAUUAAGUGGGAAAGAAGAUAAUGAAGAUGAGGAUGAUGAAGUUUUUGUUGGACCUGUAGGUCAUAAGGAAAAAUGUGUUUCUGUCAACAUUGAGAUGCAAGCUGAAGUUCUUAGUGAGCCGCACACAAAGUCUCCUGUUGAGCAACUGAUAAACUGGAGCCCUUUGACUGGGGACAAGUUUGUUGAGAUUUUUAAGGAGGCUCACUUGCUUGUGAAGCAGUUUGAAAAAAUUACAGACAACAGUGAUGAAGCAUCAAAAGAAAAUAUACCCAUUCGAAACAAAAAUGCUGAACAGUUUGUUGAAGAUUCUGAUUCAAAACUUAAUGUGUUUCAGAAUGUAAAAGGAACUGUUGUGAGCCCAAUAAAACGGGAAACUUUCUGUGUCCAAGAUAGUCCUUUUAGAAUACUCCCACCAGCAGUCCAACAACACCUCAAGAUCUCCACUGGCACUUCAAGUCCUUUGAAAAUGCACAAUGGUACUGUUAGUCCUUCUCGAAAAAAUAUGAGAUGCAGUUUAACAAAGAAGAGUAAAAAAGAUCCUAGCUUUUCAUAUACAAAGCAAAUUCUCCCAAGCAAAAUGAUUCCCCUCAAAGCAACCGAGAAAAUUACUAAAGCUGGGCAACUGCCAAUAGCAAAGUCUAAUGGUCAAAAGAGUUUCAGUCCUGCAAGAAGACAAAGGAACAGCAGUGAUCAUUCAUCUGAUAACAUUAGCAUUGCUUCUGAUGUCAGUGACUCCUCCCAAAACAGUAGCUUUUUGGGAAAAGUUACAACCGUCAAAUCCAGCAAGAUCGGUUUAAAAUCCACUGCACUGAAAGUCCCAUCCUUACAGAGGAGAAGCACUGGAGUUGUUGGUCGAAAGUCAUCUUCGUCUUCCUCUUCUGUAUCCAGUGUAAAUUCAAGUAUGAACUCCAGUCUUUCCAUUUCCCCAUUGGGCAAAAGUAAAAUGAACAUCUCAUUAAAUUCAUCUCUUAGUAAACCAAAGGUGAAACUGCCUGGUACUGGAAACAAGUUUGCAUCAUCAUUAGCUACUGGUGCAAAAGUAUCAUCAUCUCACAUAAAAAGUACAGCUGUGUCAAAAGUGGUGAAGUCUGCAAGCGCUAGUAAAUUAAAUAGUCCUAUGAGGAAGCAAGGGGCAAUUAUUCCUCAUACUCCAUUGGAGAAAGGAUUGCAAAGGCUGAGCUCAGUACCAAAUUUUUCAUGCUCGUCACAGAAGAGUAAAGCUGGAAGUACUGCUAAGAUAGAUGUAUGUAAAAAGCCAAAGGCAUUGGUUGCCCCUACACCAACUGGUCAACGGAAACUUCCUGGACAAUCAGAGAUUACACCAUUUGAAAAAACUCAACAGAUUAUGCAACCUAAAAGGCUACUGUCACAUAGCAUUGUUCCAAGUAAACGCUUGUCCUUGAUAUCGCGUGUAAGGCAUACUUCUGCAUUGCCUACACCUGUGAGCAGAAGAGCUUCUGGUAUCCCAGCAAUAACUCCACAGUCACUUCAGAGAACAGUGGCAUCUUCUGCUCAGUUACCUGAAAUUGUGCAGUCUCCACUGUCAGCAAGAAAGCAAAAGUUAUCUAGCUCCCAUCAAGAAGGUGAAAGUCAGCUUGAAGUACAGAGUGAUUCUAGUGUGCAGCCUGCCAGUGAUCAUUGUGUUCCUUGUUCUCUGAAUUUCUCUUCAGAGGAUGAAAAGACUGAUGCAUGUGAAAAAAACUCCAAGGUCCAAUCUGAGGUUGCACCAUUGCUUGAUAACGGUGCUCUUCCUAAUACAGUUGUUCAGCAUGAAAAGCAAGAGGUUCUUUUGAUUGAUAUUGAAGUGGAGUCAAAGCCACAAGUCUCUCAGACUGAAGAUGUUCCACUCAUAGAUCUCUCAAAUUCACCUGCUGAAGUACAGUUAAUUGACUUGAGUUCCCCUCUUAUAAGUUUGAGUCCUGAGGAAAAGAAGAAUGUGCCGGAAUCUCCUUUAAUACAUUUCACAUUUUAGGGAUACACUGAUGUGUUAAAAGUAUGUGUACUAAUAAAAAGAUGACUUUUUAUUUGUUAUAAAGCUAUGAAAUAUUAAAAUGAUAUUUAAAAAAAAUUGAAGUAAAAAUGAAA